Messenger RNA from Pseudopodoces humilis (Tibetan ground-tit), 5782 nucleotides. RefSeq names its product AT-hook transcription factor (gene AKNA). NCBI's taxonomy places the organism in Eukaryota, Metazoa, Chordata, Aves, Passeriformes, Paridae. Gene Ontology annotation, cellular component: centrosome. Gene Ontology annotation, biological process: neuroblast delamination; epithelial to mesenchymal transition; neuroblast division in subventricular zone. The record is from RefSeq and is a predicted model, not a curated record.
GGGACCGGGACCGUUAUCAGAACAGGGACCAGAACUGGGACCGGGAUCGGGAUCAGAACCGGAGCCGCCCAGCGCCGGCCGAGGAGGCGCCGGCCGGGCCCUCCCUACAGGACGCGGCGGCGAUGCUGUGACCUACAUUCGCGACAAGGAGGUCCCCAGCCCGCCGCCACCGCCGCCGGGCCAUGAAGCGACACAAGUGACGGGCCCGUGGCCAUGGCCAGCCCGGCACCAUGGCUGCGCUGGACACAAACAGAGCUGCCGCGCCCGCAGGCCGAGCAGGAGGAGGAGGAGGAGGAAGACGACUUUGAAAAGCGGAUGGACGAGGAUGGGGUCAUCGGCCUGGGGGAGGGUGCCAGGAGCCCACCGUGGGGUGACAGUGAGGACCUGGAGGAGGGGUCCCCGGCAGAGGAGGGGAGCUGGCACCCGCGGCAGGACCCGGCCGAGGAGGAUGAGGAGCGGGGCAGCUCCGGGGGGGACGAGGGGACCUGGGGGGCGGAGAGCGAUGGGGAGCCCUACCCCGAGCUGUCCCCGAGGGGCCGCUGGGGCUCGGGCUCCAGCGACAGCCUCGAGGCGUUGAGGGACAGCCGGGCUCUCUUCCAGCCCCGGGGCUGCAGCACGGACUGGGGGGACACCUCGGGGCUGUCGGACACCAGCCCUGGCCCUGCCACCCCGUCCCGCCAGCCCCGGGGCUGGGACACGGCCGGGGACACCAUCGGGGGGCACAGGCAGGAGUGGACCCCGAGACGGAGCCUCCCCCUGCACCUCUCCACCGCUGACCCCAGCCCCGAGAGUGUCCCCGAGCCCCAGAAAGCUGGCACAGGGAUGCCAGCCCCCGGUACCGCCGGCUUGGCACCCACCAGGCACCCCCAGGGCGCCGGGAAUCCCUCGGCACUCCAAGGGCACGACAGAUCCCGAGUGCCCAAGAAAGCAGCGCCCGCGGUGGUGCCUCCCAAGCCCACCCGGCAGUCGCGGUCCCUGAGCCCCCGGAGGCGAACGGGUGGCAAGGGGACGAGGGAUCCCCCGGGAACGGGCACCGAGGGCACCCAGUACGGCCGAGGGCGCCUCAACCACCCGCUGCCCGACCUCUCCAAGGUGGAGGCGCGGGUGAAGUUCGACCAGAGCUAUCGCCCACCCCGGGGCCGGGUGCUGCCCGCCCGCCCCCGCGGCCCCGGCGGCCCCAUCGGCUUCAAAUCCCCGGCAGAAAUCGUCCGGGAGGUGCUGCUGAGCAGCGGGGAGGGGGUGUCCCCGCAGCCCCCCAGCACGGCCGGGCUGCCGCAGGAGUUCAGGUCGCCCAGACAAGCCACGGCGCUGGUGCAGCAGCUCCAGGACGAUUACCACAAGCUGCUGACCAAGUACGCCGAGGCUGAGAACACCAUCGACCAGCUGCGCCUGGGCGCCAGGGUGAGCCUGUUCUCCGAGCCGCCGCAGCCCAGCCGCAGCCUCGCCGUGGGCACCGUGGCCACCGGGAGCCGAGUGAUGACCCUCAGCAUCCCGCAGGCACGGACAGCGGCUUUCGGCACGGCCACAGCCCCGGCCUCGCCAGGUGCAGCCCCGGGACCGUCAGAGCCGGAUGGUUCACCCCAACCUCGCUCCCCUCCUCUGCCCGGGGGGGGCUGCCCCACCUGCCCCGGGCCGUGCUGCUGCCCCGGGCCCCGGCUCACCCGGGCACUGGCGGGGCAGAGCCGCAGGCUGCAGGCACAGGUGGAAGCUUUCGAAAGCUGGACGCGUGCAGGGACCCUCCCAGCCCCGGAGCAGCUCCAGAGGAUGAGGAUGCUGAAGGACGCGCAGGAUGCGCUGGAGCGGGAAUACCUGCGGGGCCGGCAGCAGCUCCCGGAGGCUGCGGGGGGGUUUGAUCCUGACCGGGCGGUGGAAGGGGAGAUUUACCGCCUGGGGCUGCGCCUGGAGGGGCUGAAGGAGCGGCUGGAGCCGGGGGACAGGCGGCAGCCCCUCGCUCAGCCCCCCCCGCAGCCCCGCUGCCCCCCAGCCCCGUCCCCACCGCCCGCCUCACGCUCCCCGCACCCCGAGAGCCCUGCGCUGGUGGAGGGUCCUCGGGGGACAGCGGGGGACAACGAGGGGGUGGCAGGGGGGCUGCCCUGGCCCCUCUGGCACAAGCAGCGCCGAGUGGAGGAGGAUUUUGGGGACCUGCUGGAGCAGUACAAACACUUGAAGUCCUUGCCGGAGUUGCUGAGCCUGGAGCAGCUGAGCCUGGCGGAGAGCGGGUCCCAGGAGGAGGUGGAUGCACCCACCGCAGGGGACGGUGGCGCCAGCAAGGUCCCUGGCAGGACACGGUCACUCGAGGAGGGGCCCAACCUCGAGACCUUGCCCUUGCACCUCCCGGAGAGAAGAGCUGCCACGCUUUCCCCCAGAGGAUCCCCAAACCUGGGGGAGACACGGGGCCACCCCUCCCCUGCCACUGCUGAGGAGCCACCAGCCUCUGCCAAGCCCCCUCUGGUGGUCCCUGGGCCACCACAGGUUCCCCUGUCCCUCCGCAGCAGCGGGACAGGCAGCGCUGCCACCCAGCACGGGUCCCACAAGGAGCAGCGCAUCGUGUCCCCGGAGACCGACAGCGGCUUCGUGGGCUCGGAGGCCAGCAGGGUGUCCCCGCCCGUGCACACCCCCGAGCACCAUCCCCCCGGCCCGGGGACUCCGCUGGGACCCUCCGUCCCCAUCCCCAGCAGCCUCCGUACGCCUCGGAAGAGAGAGAACACCCCACUUCCCUCUGAGACAGCCCUGAUGGGCAUCUACCCCUCGGGGGGCACAGGGGGGCCCCGGCUGCCCCCCAGCAGCCCCUCACAGAGCAGCUCCCCUCCUCGCUGGGCCGAGAGCGCGGGCAGCGAGGUGGGGCCGGACCCCGACGCUGAUGGCACUCACUCGGACUCGGAGGUGGGAGACAGGAGCUGUGCCAGCGCCGGUGACCACCCCCCAGCCAUGGCCAGGAGCCCAAGCAGCCCCCUGCCAUCCCCCGAAACGCCAUCCCCCACCCUCCUGUCCCCCGACCUGUCGUCCCUCGACCCGGCUCACUGUGACCUGCUGGGCUCCCGUCUGCAGCGAGACCAGGCCAUCCGGGCGCUGCAGGACGAGGUGUGGCGGCUGCGGCGGAGGCUGGAGGAGAGCCUGCACCUCUCCCGCAGCUAUCCCGAGGGAAAAGCCGCUCCCCGAGCCACCCCGGCCAGGAGGCAGCCGGGGCCCAGCGGAACAUCGUCCCCUCAGGACGCAGCACCCUCGGGGGACCCGAGCCCCUCGGUGCGGGGCAGGGUGGCCCCCGGGGUCACAGCCAGGAGGAGGGAGAGAUCGGCAUCGCUGCCCCGGGACAGGCCAGAGCUGGAGCUCGGUCCAGAGCUCGGCUCCAGCGGAUCCCACCUAGCUUCCCCAUCCUCUGCCGCAGCCUCCGAGUCAGAGCCCUGCCCCGCCGGGGCCCGGGCACCCCCCGCCCUGCGGAAACACCUUGGGAAGCUCCCGGAGCCGGUGACACUUCGGGGACAGUACACAGGGACACGGUACCAGGCGGGGACACCACGCGCCACCCCGGCACCCCGAGGAGAGCCGGGCACCUCGGGGUGUCCCCGAUGUCACAGGAGCAGGAUGGCAUCAGCUGGAUUUGGGGGAGGCGAUGCCCCCCGGCAGCCCCGGCACAGCACCCUGAGGAGGACGUCCUGCCCCACCUGCCAGGCACCCACGGGCCCCUCUGUGCCAGGCAGCAGGGACAGAGCCACAGCCGCAGAGCGUGGCCAUGGUGGCUCCUGUCCCACCCACGCUGGAGAUGAGAAGCUGGAGCAACCGGGAAUUUGGUACUUGGCAGCCACCCCUGCUGCCACCACCGCCACCGUCUGCCUGGCACCCGUCCCCCUCGUGCCUUACGUGCCCUCCGUGCUCUACUGCUCCCCAGCAGUUCCUACCUCAGCCCCAGCCCUGGCCGGGGUCCCCCUCGGGGUCACUGCAGAGCGUCCCCCCCGGCCCCAGGGCCGCCCCCGCUGCCUGAGGCUGGAGCUGGAGGAGCUGGAGGAGCUGAGCCGCUCGCUGAGCCGGGCUGUGGAGGCUGCCCAGAGCGUCAGGCUGAGCACCAGCCGCGUCAGCCGGGCCCUGGCCGCCGAGCUGGGCCGGGCGCGGGGCCUGCGCGGCUCCUGCCUCUUCUGAGGGGCCCCCUGGCACCUCCCAACCCCCAUGAGCGACAGGAGGAGGAGGAUGGGCCCCUCAGCGUCACCCCUGCCAAAUCUGGGGGCAGCAGGGCUGGAGGUGGCUCCUGGAGGUGGCUCCUGGAGGUGGCUCCUGGAGGUGGCUCUGAGGGCUCCUCGCCACUCUCCAUGCACGGCUUGUCCAUCCGUCUGUCCGUUUUCUGGAGCCCCCCAAGCUGCAGGAGGGAGGAAGGCGUGGGCAGAAGUCUCCAGAAUUCCCCAGCACCAUCCCCUGGCACCUCCGGGGUGGCCCUGUGACCACCCCACCCUGAGCACUUCUGGGGAUGCUCUGACCUCGUGUGGGUCGAGCUCCCUUGGCAGCUGUUUUUACCUCUGUGCCUGUGUGGGCAGAAAUACCUGGGAUCUCCUGGGAUUCCCUGGGAUCCCCUGGUAUCCCUGGGAUUCCCUGGGAUCUCCUGGGAUUCCCUGGGAUCUCCUGGGAUUCCCGGGGAUUCCCUGGGAUCUCCUGGGAUUCCCUAUUCCACCCCUUUCCCAGCCUUUAGGCCUCCUCAGGGGGCUGUGCCCUGUGCCCUUGGACUUGAACCCAGCAGGAUCCUCCCUGUGGAAACUUAUAUUUUUGGUGUUUUUUUAUGUGAAUUUUUUAGCUAGUAAGCAGCUAAAUCACUCUUUUGAGUGUUGAUUGAUGAGCUAUAGUGUGUGUGAUAUAUGUGUAUCUAUAAAUGGAUAUAUCUAGAUAUAAACAUAUCUCUGGUUAUAUAUCUAGAGAGACAGAUAUAGAUAGAUCUGUGUACGUACAGAUCUGUAUCUGAUUCUAUAGAUAUAUCCUUCUACAGAUACAUAUAUAUAUAAAUGUACUGGUUUGCACUUCCAGCACAACCCUUAGGGCAUUUGAGGGGUUUUUCUGGCCAUCCACAGCAUCAUCCAGGCAGAAAAUAAAAUGAAGGAUUUGAGGUUUUCCCUCCGGGAUCCUCAGGAAAUCUGGGCUGGUAAAGGAGAAGUCACCUGAGACCGAAGUGGGUGCGGGGUCUGUGGUGUCCCUGUUCCUCCCAGCUGGGUUUCUAAGGAGUUAAAGCUGAUUUUUUUUGGGAAAAGGAUGUGCUUGGGGCAGCUCUUCCUGGGAUGGGUCCAGCCAAACCCCCUGCUCCACCCCCAGCACCUCAGCCUGUGUUUAUUUGUAGGACCUACCUGAAGUGCCAGUGUCAAAUGUAUUUAUUUUUGUUUUUAUUUGGUGUACAAAUACCCACAUUUUGGAGGGAGGCAUCAGUGACUCAGGUCUGGAGCCUUCCAAGCUCCCCCUGAGCCUGAUGAGCCCAGAGGGGUUGGGAAUGGGGCUGUCCCCUCCUUUUUUGGGGUGAGAGGGCUGGGUUUGGGGGAUUUUGAAGCGGUUUGGGGGAUUUUUAAAGAGGUUUGGGGGAUUUUAAAAGAGGUUUUCUGUGUCUCCAGUUUCCUCUGCACAUGUCCACGCCCCAAGCUGGAAGCUGUGACUCCCCCCCAGAUGGGAACCUGUAGAAAAUUUGGGUAAUUAUCCCAAAUGCAGUAGCCAGGACCAAAUGAUGUUUUUCUUUUCCUUGUCCCCUAUUUUUUAACGCCCAGCAGAGCCACUGGGGUGGUAUUUUGUACGAAGAAAUCGCCUAUUUUUGAAGGAAAUA